AUGAAGCGUCCUCGUGUGGAGUUCGUUCUUUCAGACCCGCAAGGGUCGUCUGCAAUCUACAAGACAGACGACAUUAUUGACGGCGAAAUCUUGUUUACACCGCAUCGACAAGUUAAAGUGGAGAACGUAACCAUUUCAUUACAAGGAAUCAUGAGAAUGGAAGUCGAGAACAUGUACACUCACAUUCCUGUAUCGACAAACGUCCUUGAAAAACCAUUCCUUCGGAUGGACUUUCCAGUUUUCGACGGUCUUUUUGACACAAUCCUUGAGUCAGGGAAAAUGCAUCAUAUACCAUUCAAAUUUGUCGUUCCUCAACAGCUGCCAGUCCAAGUGUGUCAUCACGAAUGCGCCAAUUUCCAAAUCCAGCAGGAACACCUCCAACUACCUGCGAGUCUAGGAACUGUCUCUCGAUUAUUGAAUGCCGGCGAUGAUAUGGCACCUAAGACGUCCCAAAUCAACUACUACAUUAAGUUCGAAGUAUGGGAUAGCGAUGCUUUGAAGGGAUGCCAAGCAAAAAAGACACAAGAAGCGCUCUGCCCUGUUUACAUCCUUCCCACUCGACAAGAAAGCGCCCCGCUUCUCACUUCACACAGCAAAUAUUAUAAACUACAAACGGAAAAAAAUCUGGGCAGAGGUAUACUUAGCUCGAGUAUAGGUGCCCUAAUCGCAUCGGUAGCCCAACCGCCUGCGAUCCAGCUGCACAACCUCCAACCAGAAGACGCAUCGAUUCCACUCAAGUUCAACUUGCGGUUUGAGCCAACACACGAAGGCCAAUUGCCACCAAACCAUCUAUCAACUCAGUUCAAACUCAAAGCAUUUACUUUCUACGGAGUAGAGCCUUCGCACAAAUUCCCCGAUCUUAAGAAUGAUUCCACCAUGGGCCCUCAGCAGGCGCUCUGGUCAGAUACUGUGCCGUUAUCUUCAAAGGAGAUAGAUCUAGAAUGGUCAUAUCAGAUCGAUCAAGGUCGCGUGAUCUAUACUACAUCUGUUGACCUCGUGGCAGCAUUAGCGAAUAAUCGCAUCUAUCCGCCGACUUUUCAUUCUUGCUUCAUAUCACGGGUUUAUGUGUUGAAAGCGGCUCUUUUCUUUCGUAUGCAUGGGAAAACUAGCAGGGGUGCCAAUCUCUCCUUGGCUGCACCACUGCAGAUAUGUGCAUCAUGA
This is a messenger RNA of Penicillium atrosanguineum, 1161 nucleotides long. RefSeq lists its product as uncharacterized. The transcript has 2 exons. NCBI's taxonomy places the organism in Eukaryota, Fungi, Ascomycota, Eurotiomycetes, Eurotiales, Aspergillaceae. The coding region runs from base 1 to 1161 and encodes 386 amino acids. The record is from RefSeq and is a predicted model, not a curated record.